This is a messenger RNA of Myripristis murdjan (pinecone soldierfish), 1652 nucleotides long. It is a transcript of the gene eef1g, whose product is annotated as eukaryotic translation elongation factor 1 gamma. The record is from RefSeq and is a predicted model, not a curated record. Gene Ontology annotation, biological process: translational elongation. Gene Ontology annotation, cellular component: cytoplasm; nucleus. The transcript is spliced from 10 exons. Gene Ontology annotation, molecular function: translation elongation factor activity. The coding region runs from base 116 to 1438 and encodes 440 amino acids. NCBI's taxonomy places the organism in Eukaryota, Metazoa, Chordata, Actinopteri, Holocentriformes, Holocentridae.
CGGAUUGUUAUUGGUGAAGUUAACGUGGACGCGGAAGUCCAGUGGCGCGCGCGGCGCCUGGUCGUAAAUACGUCAGUAGAGCGCGCCCUCGUUCUUCCUUUCUCUCUCUCUGAAGAUGGCGGCAGGGACUCUGUACACGUACCCAGAUAACUGGCGAGCCUUCAAGGCUCAGAUUGCAGCCCAGUACAGCGGUGCUCGCCUUAAGGUGGCCAGCAACCCCCCUGCCUUCACCUUCGGGCAGACGAACCGUGCUCCUGCCUUCCUCAACAACUUCCCUCUGGGCAAGGUACCUGCCUACCAAGGAGAUGACGGUUUCUGUCUGUUUGAGAGUAACGCCAUUGCUCACUACUUGAGCAAUGAUGCCCUGCGAGGUGCCACUCCCCAGGCCGCAGCACAAGUGCUGCAGUGGGUGAGCUUUGCUGAUGCAGAGAUCAUCCCUCCUGCCAGUGCUUGGGUCUUCCCCACUCUGGGAAUCAUGCAGUUCAACAAGCAGGCCACAGAGCAGGCCAAGGAGGAAGUGAAGAAGGUUCUGGCAGUACUGAACCAGCACCUGAACACCCGCACCUUCCUGGUGGGAGAGAGGGUCAGCCUGGCUGACAUCAGUGUGGUCUGCUCCAUGCUCUGGCUCUACAAACAGGUCCUUGAGCCUUCUUUCCGUCAGCCAUAUCCCAAUGUGACCCGCUGGUUUGUCACCUGCGUCAACCAGCCCCAGUUCAAGGCUGUCCUUGGGGAGGUCAGGCUGUGUGAAAAGAUGGCCCAGUUUGAUGCUAAGAAAUUUGCAGAGAUGCAGCCCAAGAAAGAGACUCCUCAGAAGAAAGAGAAGGGAGGAAAAGAAGCAGCCAAGCCCCAGGAGAAGAAGGAAAAGAAGAAGGAAGAGAAGAAGCCUGCUGCUGCCCCUGCCGCUGAGGAGAUGGACGAGUGUGAGGCUGCUUUGGCCGCUGAGCCUAAGGCCAAGGACCCCUUCGCACACCUGCCAAAGAGCACAUUUGUCAUGGACGAGUUCAAAAGGAAGUACUCCAACGAGGACACUCUGACUGUAGCCAUACCCCACUUCUGGGAGCACUUUGAUACCGAGGGCUACUCCAUCUGGUACAGCCAGUACAAAUACUCCAACGAGCUUGCUGCAACCUUCAUGAGCUGCAACCUCAUCACAGGCAUGUUCCAGCGUCUGGACAAGCUCCGAAAGAAUGCCUUUGCUAGCGUCAUCCUGUUUGGCACUAACAACGACAGCUGCAUCUCUGGGAUCUGGAUCUUCAGAGGCCAGGACCUGGCUUUUACUCUGAGUGAAGACUGGCAGAUCGACUAUGAGUCAUACGACUGGCGGAAGAUGGACCCAAACAGCGAGGAGUGCAAGACCAUGGUGAAGGAGUACUUCUCCUGGGAGGGAGAGUUCAAGCAUGUGGGCAAACCCUUCAACCAGGGCAAGAUCUUCAAGUGAGAGGACAGUGGGACAGUCUGAACAAAAAAGCACUCUGCGCCUCUGCUAUCCAUCAGCACCUAAACUACAGACUUUCAGCCACCAUGUACUUUACUUAACUGCAAGAAUGACUUGGAAUGACAGUGUUUCAGGUCAAGAGUGGAUUUUGUCACUAUGGCCCCCCCAAGUGUUUUUCUUUUUUGAGUUGAGAAAUAAAACAUUUUCCACAAUGCCA